Andrographis paniculata is the source of this 1618-nucleotide messenger RNA. RefSeq lists its product as uncharacterized. Gene Ontology annotation, cellular component: membrane. Bases 118 to 1335 code for a protein of 405 amino acids. Lineage: Eukaryota; Viridiplantae; Streptophyta; Magnoliopsida; Lamiales; Acanthaceae. The record is from RefSeq and is a predicted model, not a curated record. The transcript is spliced from 7 exons. Gene Ontology annotation, molecular function: lipase activity.
CGCGUUUAUUACAAAGAAAGAAGCUUUUUUUCGACCUCGUCUUCUUCUUCUCUCUCUCUUUCUCUAUCUUUCCCAUUUCGGAAAAAUCGAUCAGGAAAUCAAUUGAAGCCGAGAAUUAUGGAGGCAGCGGCGGUCGUGCAGGUGGAGGAGCUGACCUCCGGCGCAAGCGGCCGUAUAAUACCGGUAUUCAAAAACCUCCGUCACUCGAUCCUCUCGUACGACACCUUUCGCAGAUCUCUCCGCUUGAUAUAUUCCUUUUUCGUCUGGAUCAUACUGCUGCUUCCUCGCCGCCGUCGAUUAUCCGCCACCGCGUCGCCGCCUUCGUCUCCGAGAACGUCUUCGUCAGCGUCGUCUUUGUCUUCGGUCAAGCGACGGAAAUUCGGCAUGCGGAGGGAUGAGGAAGAUACGAUGAAGCGCAGGGCUUUAGCCGAGGCGAUAGAAAUGGUUGCUGAGGGUAGCGGCGGCUGCAAAUGGACGACGUCGUUGUUUUUUGGCGUUCGACGGAAUGCUCUAUUUUGCCGGUCGUGGUUCCCGAUUUCUGGUGAAUUGAGGGGAAUUCUCAUUAUCAUACAUGGGCUUAAUGAGCACAGUGGACGCUACCUUCAAUUUGCUAAACAACUAAACAGCUGCAAGUUUGGGGUUUACGCAAUGGACUGGAUAGGUCACGGCGGAAGUGAUGGGCUGCAUGGAUAUGUACCAUCACUAGAUCAUGUUGUUGCAGACACCGGCGCAUUUUUGAAGAAAGUCAAGUCAGAAAACCCAGGGGUGCCAUGCUUCCUCUUCGGCCACUCGACUGGCGGGGCGGUGGUCCUGAAGGCUGCUUCGUAUCCUCACAUCGAAGAGAUGCUGGAAGGAGUAAUCUUAACUUCACCUGCUUUGCGCGUCAAGCCAGCUCAUCCUAUCGUCGGCGCUGUGGCGCCGAUAUUCUCGAUGGUGGCGCCAAGAUUGCAAUUCAAAGGCGCAAACAAACGGGGAAUUCCGGUUUCCCGAGACCCCGCAGCUCUCCUGGCGAAAUACUCGGACCCGUUGGUCUACACGGGGCCUAUUAGAGUUCGAACGGGGCACGAGAUCCUCCGCAUCUCGUCGUAUUUGACGCGUAAUUUUCACUCCGUCACCGUCCCGUUCUUGGUCCUCCACGGAACGGCUGAUCGCGUGACGGACCCUCUGGCUUCUCAGGACUUGUACAACAUGGCGCCGUCGAAAUUUAAGGAUAUUAAGCUCUACGACGGGUUUCUGCACGACCUUCUGUUCGAACCCGAGCACGAAGAAAUCGGGCUGGACAUUAUUGGGUGGAUGGAGAAAAGGUUAGGUGAAAAUGUGGAGGAAUGUUGGUAAGUAAUGAGGUAUGAAUUAAUGAAUUUGGGAAUAGGUUAGGGUUGGGAAGAUGGUAUUAUUAUGGGAAACUUUGUUUGGAGAUUUCGAUUUAAAUGUUUGGUAAGUAGGUGUGACUUUAUAUCAUAUUUGUUGUGUAUAUGUUUAUAUAUAUAUAUAUAUAUAGAUAUGUGUGUGUGUGUAUUAAUUUAUUUGUUUUGUUAGAAUUUCAUAAUUUGAAUGAAUUAUGUGGUUUACGAUACAUUGUAUAGUUUAUUAGUAUAUGUAUUUUAACAGAUUUUAUUUA